Molecule: messenger RNA, 1692 nt
Organism: Arabidopsis lyrata subsp. lyrata
Lineage: Eukaryota; Viridiplantae; Streptophyta; Magnoliopsida; Brassicales; Brassicaceae
Exons: 6
Coding region: 1-1692 (563 amino acids)
Source: RefSeq, a predicted model, not a curated record
AUGUCUUCCCCAGCCGUCUAUGUUUCGGAAAACAAAGAUGACAGUCAAGAAAUCCCUGUUCCCAGAGGGGAUGAAGUCUUCACCCAAAGGGGAGACAAAUUUGGUCCGCAUUUCAGGUCUCAAUCGACCUCUGCUUCCCUUGGCGCUCUUCGCCGCCUUUGUAACAUCCCCCAGGAAAUUGAAUUCUCUCUUCCUAGACCCAACGAGUCUCCGGAAGUGGUGCGAGAGGGUUACUGUUGUGCGUACGAAGUCUAUUUCAAAGGCUGUGAAGCAGGGUUUUCCCUCUCCACCAGCGAACUUUUAGGGCUAUUUCGAACUCGUGAAUCCGCAGCAGCGGGGAACCAGACGAUCCCCCGCCCAACCGUUGACUUCUUGUCCUUCUUUCGAAUCGUUUCCGAGGGUGAAACAAAUUGGAAUUCCUUCACCCUUCAACGCAUUCAUAAAGCUGGGCUCGCUAUUAAAGACGGUCAGACUCACCCCAUCGAUCCUCCUCCCGAGGAGAAAGACGUCUCGAGCCUGAAUGCUCAAGAUAAAAGAAAGAUGCAGGCUGAAAUCAAGGCUCUUAAGGAUCAGCUAACUGAAAUCGGGAGAAAGAAACGGAUAGCUGCAAUCUCCAGGGUUGGUAACUUCCACAGGAAGACCCUCUUGGUUGAUGACGGUUCGUUAGAAGCAGCCCUGUCAGCCGCGGUAGAUACUCAUGGAGCGGAGAUCCUUAACAACCCUCCAGUUGCCACCGCAAUUUGCCCUUCCGAACCUGGGUGUGAGGGAGAAAUAACCUCCUCUCCUUGUACAAAGAGGAAGGCUCCAGAUUCCGAUAAUCUAUCAAACCAGAGACUUAAAACUGUGAGAUUAAGUUCUCCCCCACGAGUCUCUAGCCUUCUACGUUAUGUUUCUCCCUCUUCAGAACCUUUAAACUCCGAGCUCCCUCUUCCUGGAGACAGAGUAAUUUCAGAGGAAAUAGAUGAGCCAAGAUCGGAGGCUCCCCUAUCUCAAGGACUGAGUGUUAGGACUCAAAAUCCUUUACCCGCUUCGAUUUCAGGUGGAGAAGAGAUUGGAGACAUCUUCCGAAGUUUCCAAACCAGGGAAGGGGCGUCCCUUCCUCCUUUUUCGGUCUGGAGGCCAGAAAUCCCGAAGAGAGAGACCGCAAAGGCUAAGAACGAGGUUGAUGAUCUCAGAUUAGCCAACCAAUCCGAGCGACUUGAGCGGGAAAAAGCACUCGAGUCAUCUUUUGAAAAUAUGAAGAAAACUCUAGCAGCUAACGAGCAACGCAUCAGAAUUGUGAAUGCUGAAAGAGAUUAUGCGAGGUCUAAUGCUCUUCGCUUGGAGGCUAAGCUAGAGGAGAAUACGGCUUUGUUCGAAGAAGCAAAUCAAGAGAUCAAGCUUUUAACUAGGAACAGGGCUCGCGAUAUCGCUGAAGCCGAACAUAAUGCUCGAGAAGAGAUGAGGGGAUUCGAUCGAGCCGAACUGAAGAGCAAUAUAGACCUGAUUAAGGAACUAGAGGCUGGGAGAGUUUCGUUCGAGAACGAGAGGAGCGAAGUUGCUGCCGAACUCGCUAUGGUUGAGUCCGAGUUAUCCUCGGCUUCCCAUCCUACUCUCAAUCUGAAACAAUUUUCUUUGGUAUUUGGAGAUUCCCCAUCUCAAUUCGAGGUAGGUGAAGGUUCUCGUCCACAUGAGGGUUCUCCAGAGGUGUAG